AUGGCUUUGCUGUCUCGGGAACUAGACCUAAUCUGUCGCCGCCUUUGGCAGAAAACAUCCUUGCCCAACGCGCGAAUCUUGACCUCACCCGACUUCGAAGUCGGCAACGACUACAAUAUCAAUCGAUCCGAGCACAUCAAAAGAGUCAUCAAACGUUGCAUUCCCGUCAAACGAACGGGCUACUGCAGCAGGCCACCCCGGGAUUCGACAUGUAUUGAAGUCCUGGAAGACCGCUUCCCUGGGAUCUACCAGCUUCCGCAGCAAACACUUGAGCAGCAAGCUGUUAAGCGCCAUGUGCAGUUACUGAUCUGUAGAGACCAAUUUCACCCCCCUGGCUAUGCUCACUUUCAUAUGCCUGAUGAUCUGAUUGUCCACCUACAUUACAAGUCGCGCCUUCUCUGGUGGAUCAAGGAUGAGGAUUUCCAUGUCGGACCACCAGCGCAAGACGACCCUUACUUUGUCCUCUCAACUGACGCGGCCCGCCUGUCCGACCGUGACCAGCCUGCCUGGCCUGGCCCUGAAGAGUAUACUCAGUACAUGCCAACCGCAACCGGCGAGACCCGACGAAGCUCGGGCCCAUGGUCAACCCUUUACCACGUCAAAACCCUGGUGGCAGCAGCCCAUGUCAAGAUGGCCCUCCUCUGCCUCUGCCAGAGUCUGCACAUUUUCCGCCGUCUGGACUGGCUCUGGUUCGCGAUGUUGUAUGACCUCGCGGAGCGGAAGGUUCCCGGCGAGCGCACAGUUACAAAGUACCAGCUGGACGUGCCUGAGCUGCAACUGUUCUGGGACCAACUCCGAGGACACGUGGAGGUCGCAGCUGACUGCAACAUCUUUGAGCCCCUGCUGGAGUACCGUGCCCGCCUAAUGAAAGAGAACAAGCUACCUCAUCUCCUGGAGGGAUCACCUCCACCCGACACUGUCUUUGUUAUGAAUAAGCUGCCUGUCACUGCGGACGCGGGUUGGUGCACGAUUGACCAGGAGGUGGUCCCGUGGAUCUAUUGUAAGCGCUACACCAUUUACCGCCACCUGUUGCUUCGCUGA
This is a messenger RNA of Aspergillus mulundensis, 1041 nucleotides long. RefSeq lists its product as uncharacterized. Lineage: Eukaryota; Fungi; Ascomycota; Eurotiomycetes; Eurotiales; Aspergillaceae. Bases 1 to 1041 code for a protein of 346 amino acids. The transcript is spliced from 3 exons. The record is from RefSeq and is a predicted model, not a curated record.